AUGAAGCUUUCAUCCAAUUUCGACCACGACGACGGCACUGUACGGAACCCAGCCGUUUACCAGCUGGCCAAGGAGUGCUGCACGUCCAUGGAACGAGACCGCUUCAUCUCACUUCGUCUUGUCCAGUGUCUGACCCUCAUCGCCGUAUACGAGCUGGGCCAUGCUAUUUUCCCCGAAGCGUACGCCACCAUCGGCCACGCCUCGAGGUUAGGUGGCAUGAUCGGACUUCACAACAAGACCCUUGCACAGCAGUUAUUCGUCACAGCAGACACUUGGACCUGCGGCGAAGAACAGCGCCGAACCUGGUAUGUCAAUAUCGGUACGCGAUACCUCCCUCCGUCUGUCCUUGAGCCCUGCCUGGACGCCCUCCUCCCUGUCAACGAUCAGGACUGGAACGAGGGCCGUAUCAGCGCCAGCGAGUCUCUCCUCACAACAUCGUUCCACUCGACUGCCAACCUGGGCAGCUUCGCGCGCACAUGCCAAGCCGCGCACAUCCUGAACAAGGUCCUCAAGCACCGCGACCACCGCACGCAUUCGGGCCAGGACACCGAGACGGUGCUGCACGAAGCGCUGGCCCUGCACGGUGCACUCGUUGCGCUGGAGGAGAGUCUCGCCCCGCACUGCGUUUUCCUCGGUGAUUCGCACAAUGACGAGAGCGCCGGGACGGUAGACUCGCCCUUGACGCAUCCGGGACCCGAGGUCGUCGUUACGGCCACGUCACCGGGGAUGGAGAACGCCCUUGCUCUGUCUCUGAGCGCUUCGGCACGCAUGGUGCUGUACAAGAUUUAUGGCCCUAAUGAGCCCAAGGCGGGAUAUGGAGGCGGACGCACAGCUCUCGAGACGCAGAUGCAACGCCUCUCGUUAGCUGGAACUCGGGAUCUCGUCUUGCGGCUAGGCUCGGGAUUAGCUGGCGGUGUCACCUGUGGGGGAGCCACGAGUCCGAUGCUGUCAUCUCUGUCAUACCAUGUUGCUAAACAGUGCGCAUGGCUCAUCAAGGAAGAUUACGACACGACGAUGUAUCAAGCGUUGCGGAAGCUGGUGGACAGUUUGCGUCAGCUUGCCACGGAGUGGCAAGUGGCUCAAGAGUACCUCGCCCUUUUAGGGAAGGGUGGUAUUCUUGGUAUGAUCCCAGAUGAAUGA
Messenger RNA from Verticillium alfalfae VaMs.102, 1140 nucleotides. Its product is annotated as fungal specific transcription factor domain-containing protein. The transcript has 3 exons. Bases 1 to 1140 code for a protein of 379 amino acids. Lineage: Eukaryota; Fungi; Ascomycota; Sordariomycetes; Glomerellales; Plectosphaerellaceae. Gene Ontology annotation, cellular component: nucleus. The record is from RefSeq and is a predicted model, not a curated record.